Messenger RNA from Planococcus citri (citrus mealybug), 781 nucleotides. RefSeq names its product protein FAM136A-like. The transcript has a single exon. Bases 211 to 663 code for a protein of 150 amino acids. Gene Ontology annotation, cellular component: cytoplasm. The record is from RefSeq and is a predicted model, not a curated record. Lineage: Eukaryota; Metazoa; Arthropoda; Insecta; Hemiptera; Pseudococcidae.
UUUGAAUUUUUUUUCUUUGAGAUUUUCCUCAAAAUUUUCCAAGUUUUCUGUCGUUAUCAAUGUGUUUUCUCCUUCGCGACCGGCUCGUUUGCCUUUAAAGAAGUGAAAUUCAAGAUUCAACUUCAAAGUACUCAGGGAUGUGCAUGAAUUAACUCUGGUAAAGUACAGAUUCAGCUUCGUAUAAUUGAAAAUUAUUGAAAUUAUUACAUCAUGGAAGAGUUCGUCACCCGAAAAUCAAUCGAAGAAAGUGCCAAACAAUACGAACACAAAGUUCAAGAAGCUUACAACGAUGUAUAUAAGUCACACACUCGAAGAAUCGAAAGAAAUAUGUACAUAUGUGCGACCGAUUGUUGCGAUAACUCUACACAUUCUUACGAAAAGGUUCAAAACUGCGUUGAUAAUUGUUCGAUACCUUUAAAAAACGCUCAACAGUAUGUCUCGAAUGAAUUCCAAGACUUCCAGAAUCGUGUUCAAAGAUGCCUAAUGGUCUGCAACGAUAAAAUGAAAGAUAAAAUGGAGCUAGAGAAGAGUACCAAUUUCACCGAUAAACACAAGUCUGAAUUCGAACAAUGUGCUAAUUCCUGCUUAUCCAAGUAUUGUGACAUGUUACCGUCGAUUGUGUUGAAAAUUAGAAAUACUUUGGACGAUCAUACCGUGAUAUGAUGAGUGUAAAAUUCAUGAAAAUCAUGAUCAAUUUUAAAAUAUUGUGUUACCUCGUGUAAUGUAGAUGUUAUUUUUUAUGUCGUGGCUGUUCAAUAAAAGAUGAUUAAAUAUUGAAAAA